This is a messenger RNA of Struthio camelus australis, 1121 nucleotides long. Lineage: Eukaryota; Metazoa; Chordata; Aves; Struthioniformes; Struthionidae. The record is from RefSeq and is a predicted model, not a curated record.
CCGUUUCCGCAGGCCCCUCCGAGAUGAUGAGCUACUAUAUGGACGCAGCCGUCGGCAGUCCUGCCCCUUACCCUCUGGCUCGCCCUGGAGUGAUGAAGCAAGGCGCUGCCAGCUCCUAUGAAGAUCCCUGGAUGACCUGCGGGUUUCAAUCCACCUGCUGCCAGCAGAGGACAUGCUACCCAGGCUGGGAUGAGUCUGCCAUUCAGGAAGUGCCCACCGGCUUGGAGCACUACAGCACAGACAUGGAAUGUGCAGACGUGCCUUUGUUAACCCCCAGCAGCAAAGAAAUGAUGUCUCAGGCAUUGAAGGCCACCUUCAGUGGCUUUGCAAAAGAGCAGCAGCGGCUGGGAAUCCCCAAAGAUCCCCAGCAGUGGACGGAGACGCACGUGCGGGACUGGGUGAUGUGGGCGAUGAACGAGUUUAGCCUCAAGGGUGUGGAUUUCCAGAAGUUCUGCAUGAACGGAGCGGCCCUCUGCGCCCUGGGCAAGGAGUGCUUCCUGGAGCUAGCGCCUGACUUUGUGGGAGAGAUCCUCUGGGAACACUUGGAGAUCCUGCAGAAAGAAGAGGUGAAACCAUACGCAGCAAAUGGAGUGAAUGCAGCAUAUCCAGAAUCCCGCUAUACUUCAGACUACUUCAUUAGUUAUGGCAUCGAGCACGCGCAGUGCGUGCCUCCCUCAGAGUUCUCCGAGCCCAGCUUCAUCACCGAGUCCUACCAGACGCUCCAUCCCAUCAGCUCCGAAGAGCUCCUGUCCCUCAAGUACGAGAACGACUAUCCCUCGGUCAUCCUGCGGGACCCCGUGCAGACGGACUCCCUGCAGACGGACUACUUCACGAUCAAGCAAGAAGUGGUAACGCCAGAUAACAUGUGCAUGGGACGUGCCAGUCGAGGUAAACUGGGCGGCCAGGACUCCUUUGAGAGCAUAGAGAGCUACGACAGCUGCGACCGCCUGACGCAGUCCUGGAGCAGCCAGUCCUCCUUCCAGAGCCUUCAGCGCGUCCCCUCCUACGACAGCUUUGACUCGGAGGACUACCCCGCCGCCUUGCCCAACCACAAGCCCAAGGGCACCUUCAAGGACUAUGUUCGAGAUCGGACCGAUAUGAACAAAGACAAGCCUGUCAUU